AUGGCCGGUUCUCAGCAAGAAACUUUAACUUUCACUCUGACUGAAACUCCGCCGGAAUUGGGAAGAAGAGAUGCACUUCAAAAAUUAACUAUUCAAUCUUUUUCUUUUGCCGAUGGGCCUACCAUUUCGGAAGUUAAAUUUGAUAUCGGCAAUGAAAACUAUUUUGAAGAAGAAGAUUAUUUGGGAUUGACCGCCGGCGACCAGAUUACCAUUUCGGAUAUCGAAUGGGAUAGAAAAGAAAAAACUCCCGAGGAUAUUUUGAAUGAUGGUAAUAUUAGAGAGUUACGUGAAGAGUUCGCUGGUUAUGAAGAACUUUCAGAUCAAGAGAAAUUAGUAAAUCUAAAAAUUCAAGUAAAGGGACUGAUUGAGGAAAUUAAGAAUGAUAAUUCCGAAGACUUUUCCGAGGAAGGGUCAGCGGUAGUUGAACGACUGAUAGAGGCCGAAGUUUAUGAAGAUAGGGGAGAAUCUAGAAGAUUAAGAGCCAAAGAGUAUUUCAUUGCCAAAGUUGAAAGUUAUGAAUUUAGUAAUGAACAAAUCAAUGAGGAAAAACUUGUAAAAAAUGGGGAAGAUAAGCCGAGAAAUGAAGAAAACAAAGAACCAAAAGAAAAUAGUUUUGAGGACCUAGUGCAAAGAAUUAGGGAUGUUAAAGAUGAAGAUGAGUUGCAUGAAAUAGACACUGGUCUAUUGGAAAUAGAGGGCGAAAUCUCGGAUGAUGAAAAAAAACUAGUAAAAAGAAAAUUGCUUGAAAUUUAUGAAGUUAAAGAGUGCCUUUUUCUGGAUGGAAAUUCUGAUGAAGAUUUAGAAGAGUUUUUAGCCGCCAAAAGGUCUCAUAAAGGAAAUGAAAAUAUUACUUUAAAAGGUUCAGGUCUUAUUGAUUAUGAAUGGCUGACUGGGGAGAAAUUGAAAGACCUUAAUCUAUCAAGUCUUGUUGGUGCCAAAAGAGAGACAAUAGAUAGAAUUUCCCAGGAGAUUAGAGAAAUCCCAACCAAAAAUGAGAAUGAUUUAGUUAUUUAUACUGAGGAAUAUUUUGAUGAUUUAAGAACCGAUGUUCCAGAGGAAGUAAUCAAUAAAUUAAGAGAGUUGGCUUGGCAAAAUAGUAGUUUAAGUCCGGAAAGAAAAGAAAAAAGGGGUUUAAGAACUUUAGGAGGGCCAGAAAAAUUUGUAAAAGUAGGUCGGGGAAAGUAUAAUUACACUAACCAUGAAAAAACGGUGGAACAACUUAGAACUGGUGAACAAAUUUCUAAAGAAAUAAAAUCCCUGGAAAAUAAAUUGAAAAAUAGUGUUUUUAAAACUAAUGAUGUUCUACCAGUUGGAAUUGGAAUAGAGGAUUUAAAAAAAUUAAGACAGGAGCAAUGUGAUAGAUAUUUGGGAACAAUGGUGGAACUGGGAAAAAUUGUUAAAAGUGCUCGCCAAAAAAUUGAUAGUGGUAUUACUAGUGAGACCGAUGAGGCUAUUAGGGAAAGAAUAAAAGCAUUGAAAGAUUUUGAGGAUUAUCAGGAAAUAAGAGAUUAUGAGGAUGAUAAUUAUCCCCGCAAAGCCCGAGAGAUAUUACAAAAAGCAAUUGACAAGGAUCCAGUGACUGGUUUUAAUUUUCCAGGAAGAGGCGGAAGAGUUGAUUUAAAUGGUAUUAGGUCGGUUUUAAAUCCUCUUCGAGCAUUAAUGGCAAAAAGAUUGGAUGAUGAAGUUGCUGCUAAAAAGAGGGAAUUAGAAUUAUUAAGAAUGGAAGCGAAGUUUGUCGACCGGGAAGGAAAUGACUGGGGUUUUGAACUUUCUGAACCAGAAAAAACUAAGAUAGACAGUGCUGAAAGUGAAGAAAAAUUAAAAGAAAUCCAAGCGGAAAUUAGUGCCAUACAUGGGCAAAAAAAGGUUAGAUAUACAACUAAUACCGCUCGUGGUCCGCUUUCAAGUAAAGAUGUUGAAUUAGUUAAAUGUAGCCCAACUGAGAUGGAUAAGGUUCACCAGUUAUACAAGGAUAUUGAAGAAGCCGAGAACCUAGAUUAUUUACGAGGUCUGGAACUUGAAGUUUAUGAUGAAGUCUUAGUAAAAUCUACACUGAAAAAGGAAGCGAUGAAAAAAAGGAGGGAUGCCAAAGAAUUAAAGUUGUUUAAAGUUAACUUUGAAGAAGGUAGUCCUAGUUCCAUUGUUACUGACUGGGAACUGAAUCAAGAACAAAAAAAUGACCGCUACAAAAAAUGGCUUGCUAAAACUGGCGGUGAUGAACCAGAUGAUAUUCACUCAUAUAUUUUUUCUGCUGCCGCUGGCAUUUUUUAUGCUAAAUUUACUGAUAUAAUUAACCCUUACAACCCUUCUGAUCCUAUUUUGAGUAUUAUUGAUUAUAUUGAUCCUAGCAGGGUUAGAAAAGGAGAAUUAAAUUUAGUAAGAGGCUUGUUGGAAGAUAUUAAAAGCAAAACCCAGGCUAGACAACUUUUUAAUUAUCCUCGAUAUAACGAGAUUGAGGCAAUAGAUGAAAUUUGGGUUGAUAAUUUUGCUAAAGAAGUAAAUCAUGCUAAUUCUUUGGCAACAAGAAGAAAUCUACCAACCGUUGCUACAGAAGAUACAGGAGAAAAUAAACCUGAUACUGAAAAAAUAUUGAAGUAUCGUAAAAAUGAUAUUUCACCCGAUAAAGCCAGCCAAGUUUUCGUAAAUCAUUGGGAAGACACUCAUUUUAGUUGGACCGGAGAUAAAGCCAAUGUUCCUUCUUACACUUCUUUUGGAGAAACUGAUUACAAUUUUUGUGGAGUAAAAGUUUGUCAAAAACAAUUAGAUAAAGUAAAUAGUAUUAUCAAGGAUAUUAAAGAAGCAAAAACUUUAACUGAUUUAAUUAGCGAAGAUGAUGCAACUAAAUAUGAAGAGGAAAGAGUGCCUGAUAAUAUCACAGAAAUUGAAAAUGAAUUAAACAAAAAACCAAUUGUUUUGGUUCAGGAAUUAACUAAUUCAGAUUAUCAAGCCAAGUUACUCAGUUUGGCCGACCAAGAUACUGAACGCAAAAAUUACAAAAGUAUAGUAAUUACGGAGAUUACCGAGAAAAGAGCAAAAAAACUUUCUCAAGUUCGUCAAAUAAUUGCUAAUGCCCAAACUAUCUUUGCUAAAAUAGGUGCUACUAAACAGGAAUUAGAAAAAGCGAUUAAUGAUUUAAAAAAUCUUGCCAAGGCUCAUUCAGAUAAAAAGAAAUUAAGUGAAAUUGAUGAUGAUAAAGAAAACGUUCCUGCUCUUCCUACUCCUGAUAAGCCUUUAACUCCGCGGCAAAAAGAAUUUUAUGAUAAAAAACUUGACUACUCGAUUGCUAAGAAAAAAGUUCUAACUGAAAUAGAAAAUCAUCAAAAGACUUGUUCUCGAAAAGAUAAUUCUAAUCAGAUUGAAGGAGGUAUCGGCGAAGUUGAAUUAGCCCAAAAGCAGGCUUUGGCAGACUUAAACUUUCAUGUAAAAGAGUGUCAAAAACCUAAAAGAUUAGAUAGAAGUAAGAUAUUUCUAGAAAGAGAUGAUCAAGGACUAAUUUGGCAAGAGAAUGUAAAUCUAAAUACCGAGCCUUACAAGUUCAUGGCAAAAGAAAAUAUACCGCAAAUAGAAGAGGUUAGGGAAUUAGAACCAGAAGCAUGA
Molecule: messenger RNA, 3597 nt
Organism: Entrophospora candida
Lineage: Eukaryota; Fungi; Glomeromycota; Glomeromycetes; Entrophosporales; Entrophosporaceae
Source: the annotation of a GenBank genome assembly